Messenger RNA from Trichosurus vulpecula (common brushtail), 2621 nucleotides. RefSeq names its product A-kinase anchoring protein 8 like (gene AKAP8L). Lineage: Eukaryota; Metazoa; Chordata; Mammalia; Diprotodontia; Phalangeridae. The transcript is spliced from 14 exons. The record is from RefSeq and is a predicted model, not a curated record. Gene Ontology annotation, molecular function: DNA binding; protein kinase A regulatory subunit binding. Bases 83 to 2038 code for a protein of 651 amino acids. Gene Ontology annotation, cellular component: nucleus; nuclear matrix.
UUGGCGGGGGAGGGGAGAGUGGAGCACCAGAGGCCGCCGAGGCAGAGAGCAGCUGUGGAGAUUCCCGGAGCAGUUGACCGCCAUGAGUUACACGGGGUUUGUUCAGGGAUCAGAAACAACUCUGCAAUCCACAUUUUCUGAUACUACUGCCCAGCCCACAUGUGACUAUGGCUAUGGAACCUGGAACUCUGGGACAAACAGAGGUUACGAGAGCUAUAGUUAUGGAUAUGGAUAUGGUCAGGAUAACACUACCAAUUAUGGGUAUGGUAUGGCCAGUUCAAACUCUUGGGAAAUUCCUAACUCCGAAACAAAUACAAACCCUAAUGCUUCUGCUAGCACCGGUACCGAUAAUGUUCUGUCCAAAAUUAACCAGCGCUUUGACGUGGUGUCUCACCUAGAAACGGACAUGAUGCAAGGAGCACUAUAUGGCUCAGGUGGAGACAGGUAUGAUUCCUACGAAGCAUAUGACUCCAGGGCUGCACUGAGCGACCGUGAUCUGUACAGAUCCGGCUAUGACUACAGUGAGAUUGACCCUGAAAUGGAGAUGGCCUAUGAAGGCCACUACGAUGCCUACCGGGAUCAUUUCCGAGUCCGUGAUGCCUUUGGCCAGCGGGCACAGGGCUGGGCCAGAGAUGGCCGCACUAACCGGCCUGUGGCUACGGGCUAUGGGCGCAUGUGGGAUGACCCCAUGGGGACCCGGGGCCAAUGUGUACCAGGUUCGUCCCGCCUCCCAUCCCUCUUCUCUCAGAACAUUAUUCCUGAAUACGGCAUGUUUCAGAGCAUGAGAGGCUCCUAUGGGAACAUGCGAUUUGGCUUCGGACUUGGCAGUGGGAUGAAACAAAUGAGAAGGACCUGGAAGACCUGGGCUACUACAGAUUUCCGGAAUAAAAAGAAGCGAAAACAAUCCAAUAGCACCGAUGAACCUGACAGCAAAGCAGCUAAGACGGAUGGUUCUGAGAACAGUGAUUCUGACAACGAUGAGGGGACAGAAGGUGAGACAGCAGAAGGAACAGAAGCCCCUGAUACAGCCAGAAAGAGCUCCAGAGCAGAAGGAGAAGAGGAGGAAGGGAAAGAAGAUGGGAAAGAAGAAGGGAAAGAAGAUGCUGAAAAAGGAGCACUGACCAUUCAGGAGGAAAUCAGUCAAAUCAAACGCAAAUUACAGGCUGGCAAGAAGACCCAGGAGAAACAGAAGAAACGACAGAGGGACCGCAUGGUGGAAAGGAUCCAAUUUGUGUGUUCUCUCUGCAAAUAUCGGACCUUUUAUGAUGAUGAGAUGACCAACCACUUAGACAGCAAGUUCCACAAGGAACAUUUCAAGUUUGUAGGCACUAAAUUGCCAAAGCAGACUGCAGACUUUUUGCAGGAAUAUGUUGCUAACAAAACCAAGAAGACAGAAGAACGUCGCAAAACCAUCGAGGACCUAAAUGGUGUAAUCCAGCAGAUCUAUAAAGAUCAAGACCUUACUCAAGAGAUUGCCAUGGAGCACUUUGUGAAGAAAGUGGAGGCAGCUCACUGUGCAGCCUGUGACCUCUUCAUUCCCAUGCAAUUUGGGAUCAUACAGAAGCACCUCAAGUCCAUGGAACACAAUCGAAACAGAAGACUCAUGAUGGAACAGUCCAAGAAAUCCUCACUCGUGGUAGCUCGAAGUAUCCUGAACAAUAAGCUCAUCAGCAAGAAGCUAGAACGCUAUCUUAAGGGUGAGAAUCCCUUCACAGAUGACCCCGAAGAAGAAAAGGAACAAGAAGAAGGAGAGGGCAGUGCUGUAGAAGAAGGAGUGGCUGAAGGGGAAGAUGAGAACAAAACCAAGGAGAAAAGCACUGCAGGACAACCUGAGCUUCAGGCAGGGGACCAGAACCAGCAGCCUCAAGUAACAGUAAGGGCUGGAGAACAAACCCCAGCCAAGGGUUUGGUACAGGAGCAGUCAAGCUUGGAGUUAGCUCCAGAAGAGGAACCAGUGCCCUUGCUAGGGGGUGCCUUGGAGCAGCAGAUCCGGGGCAUCCCUGGCCUGGAUGUGGAAGCUGAUGAUGAUGAAGAAUGAAGGAGCCACACUUCAGGAAAGAAACAGGAGAGACCUCAGACCUGUUUCAGAGCUAUCAUCAAAUCUUUUUAAAUGGAAUAUGAGAAUUGCUAACACUUGCCUGGAUGCUUGUUCUCAUUCUGGCCCUUGAAAGCCUAGUCUCAUUUUUUUGUAAAUGGUUAUGGAAAUAGGGUUGGUUUGGAUUUUUUUUGGUUGCUUUAGUUGGGGGUUAUGGGGCUGGAAGGAGUAUAGGGGAUUAAGUGUUUGUUUUGAAACCCCAACUACACUAUAUCUCAGUUUUGUGUCCCUUGAGUUCUGAGGUACCUUUAGGAACAUCAUCUUUUAUAGUAUCUGCAACAGGGUAUGUGAAAAACUGUUGGCUCCUGGUCCUUUUCCUUAGCUUUGUAUACUAAAAGGUUGGUUGGUUGGUUCUGGGUUUGAACUCUUUCUGGUAAAAGAAAUUUUUCAGUUUUAGUUCCACCCCAGGUCCCCACAACAACUCUGCCUGUUUAGUUAUUUUAUUUUACUCUCUUCCCUGUGCUGCAAAGCCAGAGUCAACAUAUUGUUUGUAAAAAAUCUUAAAUAAAUGUUCAGUCAGAACUGA